Raphanus sativus (radish) is the source of this 879-nucleotide messenger RNA. RefSeq lists its product as uncharacterized. The transcript has 3 exons. The record is from RefSeq and is a predicted model, not a curated record. Lineage: Eukaryota; Viridiplantae; Streptophyta; Magnoliopsida; Brassicales; Brassicaceae. The coding region runs from base 252 to 722 and encodes 156 amino acids.
AGAUUAUAAGUUACAUCUACCUGUCUUUAUCUUCUACAGUUUAUAAGCUAUUAGUUUGUCUUAACGUACAAGAUAAAUUAGAAGAGUAGACGUAGACGACGAUAAUUGUUUGGUAGAACCUUAAGAAUCUUAGGUGUAUCUCUUUAGUUUGAAAGUUGGAUACAGAAUCUGUAGAUUUAGUAGCUCGUUGUCCUCUUUUUGUUGUGUAUAAAGGUUUCAGUGUUUUAGCUGGUGAAGGUGAGGUUCUUGGUAUGAAUAUGAAGAAGCAGAUUAUGGAUGGUUCUGAGAAUUUGGGAUUCAAGAAGUCAUCGAUGCCACCUCCUCCCCCACCGCUUCCUCCAUCUCCAGGAUAUGGAUCAAGAAAGAUCGAGGGAGACAGCAUAACCAAUAAACAGAUCAAGAAGUUCUGGAGGCAGAAGCAGAUCAUUGAAGAGGAGCAUCUCUUUGCUGCUAUCAAGGCUGCAGCUCGUGUCAGAGCCCGUAAUCUCUCUGAUGAGGACUACAAACGCUUUGAAGAAAGCUUGGACAUGGAGGAUCCAGAAACCGAAGUUCAUGAGGGAAUUAAAGACUGGUGGAUGAAGAGUAAGUACGCAUACUUGAACCAGCCUGCUCUUGGAUCUGCAGAUUCACUCAAGAGAAAGAGGUUUUCGUCUUAUGUACCAAACUAUUUCUCCUUCAAGCCUUGCAUUCCUCUCUAUGCAACUUCGCUCAAUGUCUUUUAACAAUGGGGAAAUUGUCUUGCGUUAUAUGUCUAUAUAUUUGUGUGUGUAUGUGUCUUUGUACAUUUAUGUGUUACUGUUUUCCAUGCUAAUGGAUCUGGACUUUGGUGUGUGGUUGUUGAUUUGUAAGUGUUGAAUAAAAUUCAAUCUUACUAUGGAA